Molecule: messenger RNA, 1170 nt
Organism: Prunus armeniaca (apricot)
Lineage: Eukaryota; Viridiplantae; Streptophyta; Magnoliopsida; Rosales; Rosaceae
Source: the annotation of a GenBank genome assembly
AUGUUCUGUCGUUUUAGUUUCCGAUUCUCAUUAGCUCGGCCUCUUCAACCCCCAAGUGUGAUCUCUCUGAAGCCUAAUAUGUUACCACCUCAAGGAUCCAGGUUUUCAACCGCUGUAUCAAGGAAGAGUUGCGAGGGAAAACUAGGGGACAAUGGAAGAACAUGUAGAAGGAAAGGAAGACAGCAAAAAAUUAAUGAGUACCAUGAAAGCUCAACACCUGCUUCCAAUGGGGUGUUAAAUGACUUGCCAAAAGCACCUCAAAGAGUUAUAAACCUGGAUUCUACAUUCUUGUAUAUGGGAUUCUGCCAUUUUGCCAGGUUGAUAUUCGCAAUGAAACGAGGUGACCCAGCUUGGAUUGGUUGCAUAUACGCCUUGUCAAUUUUCACUGGUGUGUCACUUGGUGUGCUCUCUGAAAGCUCAGUAUUUCCAGAAUGUUAUGCGGGUCGCAAAUAUGUCAAACAACUUCACGGACUAUGGUCAGCUCCUUUUCGUAUCACUGUAGCCAUGGUCCUUCUUUACCAGAAAUUAGGUGUUGCAUCCGGAUCAAUGAUGCUAAUUCUCAUGAUCCCCAUUCAGACAAUCGUGAUCAGCAAAAUUCGAAAACUGGCAAAGGAUGGACUACAGCAGACUGACAAGAGAGUGGGCCUCGUGAAUGAAAUUUUGGCAGCCAUGGACAAUGUGAAGUAUGAUAGCACACCACCGACAGUAAUUGUUUCUAACAUUACUGAAAAUAAAAUGUUUCAGAACAGCAUCCCAGUUGUUGUGACACUAACAUCAUUAGGGAUGUUCACUUUCCUUGGCGGCAAUUUGACACCUGCGAGGGCAUUCACAUGGCUUUCUCUUUUUGCAGUGCUAUGUUGCAUGUUGAGUAUCAAACAUGUUGAACAACACCCCUCUCGUUUCUUGCCGGCAGAGAAGCCCACCUUAUCAAACAUCAAAUUAGAAAUACCGGUUGGAAGCUUAGUGGCAGUUGUUGGCGGCACUGGAGAAGGGAAGACGUCGCUUGUAUCAGCCAUGCUUGGAAAGCUGCCUCCCAGAGCAGAUUCUGGUGUUGUAAUCAGGGGGACUGUUGCUUAUGUUCCCCAAGUUUCAUGGAUUUUCAAUGCUACUACAUGUGGGUCGCAGCAUCUCUUCUUUGAAUGCCUACAAUGUUUAAUCUUGGCUUUCUAG